Messenger RNA from Acipenser ruthenus (sterlet), 2737 nucleotides. RefSeq names its product suppressor of IKBKE 1. The transcript is spliced from 7 exons. The record is from RefSeq and is a predicted model, not a curated record. The coding region runs from base 641 to 1267 and encodes 208 amino acids. NCBI's taxonomy places the organism in Eukaryota, Metazoa, Chordata, Actinopteri, Acipenseriformes, Acipenseridae.
GCUUCUCUUAAAGGAAAGAAUGGUACCUGAGACAGGUAAAACGCACCAGAAUGCAUUGGAUUGCGAGUUGAAAAGCCUGAACUGUCUUGUUGAACACGGAGCCCAUAUGAUCACCUUUGGUAUGAAAAUUUGACGGCUAUGAAGAAACAUCAACAUUUGCUUCCUACAUACUAAAGUGUCACUUUCAGGGUCGAUUACGGAGAAAGUCUUUUAAACCAGUUAAAAAGUAAAGUGUUUUUUUUAGUUGAAGUACUAGGGACUCAGGGCCUUGUUUUUAAAGUUUCAUUCUUGAAUGAACUCUCAUUUUUGAAAGCAGAAAAUGCUAAUGCUACCAAAUGAGAUACAAAACACACUGCGGGUCCUUAAGGAGAACUAGAGACGUACAACUUAGUCGUUUGUUUGUCUCACUCUCUCCCGUUCCUCUGAAAGGCGCUAAGACCCUGCAGACGCGGCCUGCCGCCCCGGUCUAAGGAACGGAAGUGAAGAGGCGUCUAGGCCGGGCUGGAGAGGAAGGGGAGCGGGGUCAGGUACGCGGAAAGACCGCUGAAGGGGCUCGGCAGCAGCAACAGGAAGUUUUAUCCAGACGGAUGGAAACGCAAAGAGAGUGAAAAGUGUGUUUAUAUAGCCUCUCGAUGCAGGGAUGGCGUGUACGAUGCAGAAGAUCCUGGGAGACGCCCGCACUCUGCUGGAGAGACUGAAGGAGCACGACAUGGCAGCAGAGUCUCUGGUCGAGCAGUCUGGAGCCCUGAACCAGCGCGUGGAGGGCAUGAGGGAGGUGGGCACAGCCCUGCCAGACAAGAACAAGGAAGAUUGCCCAGAACUAAAGGACCUGUCGAAAUACAAACCCCACAUACUGCUGACCCAGGAAAACACCCAGAUCAAGGAGCUGCAGCAGGAGAACAGGGAGCUGUGGCUGUCCCUGGAGGAGCACCAGUACGCUCUGGAGCUGAUCAUGGGGAAGUACCGCAAGCAGAUGCUGCUCUUCAUGACCGCCAAGAAGAAGAUGGACACCAAGCCUGUGCUCAGCCUCCACCAGGAGCACUCCAAGGAGGUGCAGGUGCAGGUUGAUCGGAUCUGUGAGAUGGGAGCGGUCAUGAGGAAAGCGGUCCACGUGGACGACCAGCACUUCUGCAGCGUCCAGGAGAGGCUGGCACAGCUUGAGAUUGAGAACAAAGAUCUGCGUGAACUCCUGUCAAUCAGCCAAGGGGCUGUGAAGCAGCAGCAACGACAGCAGAAGAAAGAGCCGUCUGAAAACACAAUGAAAUAGCACCACCGUGUGGCCAAAGGACGGCAGUGCACUGCGAUCAAAACCACCCCUCACUGCGAGCGGUCUGUCCCUCUGUGCACACUCAGCAGCAGUGAGACUUUUAGGAAGCGGGCUUGACUGGGAGGUUAGACUCCUCAAGCCAUCUGAUACAAUGAACGAGGUGAAAUCGAUGUCAAGAUGCGGAAAAUCAUGACCAUUUUUAUACAUAAGCUCAUUUCAUCCUUUUUAAUAUGUUCUUUUCUUUUUUUUUUUUUUCAAUUCAGUGUUGGCUUUUACUCUGCUGCGGUCCUGUUCAAUCAGCUUUGCCUGCCAGGGUGCUGUAUUUGCAUACAGUUCAGGGAUGGCAGUAAGACUCCUGUUGCAUAGCGGUAUUACCCGUUCCAGGUUUUAUUAUGAUCUUGAUCAGCCACAGUGUGUAGGCAGCAAGCUCAGGUGGGUCUUACUAAACUCUCAGUAAAACCAGGAAUGGAUCAAACUGCUGUGCGUCCCUGCUUGAAAAUAUCCGGCCGCUGAAAUGUGUUUCUCAUCCUUUUGUUGUAAACGUGGCAGCCUGCUCAGUAAUCGCUUCGACUGAGAAACGACAUUAUUGGGGUUUUGACAGAUCAUAUUGAGGUUCCUCAAGGACUGCAGCGGAGGGUCGAAGCUUUGCUUCUUGUGUUAAUGUAAUGUUAUGGUCGUUUAUACGUUUUUCAAACGAGGGUGUUAUUUUGUAUCUAAGAAGUCUUCGAGAGGAGGACCUGAGAUGCUGUGUGCAGCAGAUGUGUGUUUGUAAAGCAGAAGUGUGCUGGCAUGGCUUUUUCUAGUCCUCCUAGUUUAUUAAUAUGGACCAGUCUGUCCACCGCCAGCAUCAUGCCACUAUUUUUCUUUCUUAUAGGAUUGAUCGCUGUGAUUUGCUGUGUGUAAUCUGUGCCACCAAUGUAAACGUGUAACCUGGACAGAGUUUUUUGGAUUUCCUUUCAUAUUUUUUUUUGUGAUUAUUCUGUAUCUGUCAGCAGGACUUUCAAAGCAUUUUUCUCCACAUGGUUCUGAGACUGAUUCCAAGCUCUAGUUCUUGCAGUUUUCAUCGCUAUUGGAAGAUAGACAGUAAACGUCCUGGAAAGGCUGGUCUCCUUCGGGUUACCAUCAGAUCUUUUGUUUCCCAGUCGAGACUUCGUUGGUGUUGUAAAGCCUUGCUCUUCAGUCUGGAUUUAGGCUCCAGUUUGAAAUGCUCCCUUUAGGUCAGCUUGGCGUGUGUGGACUCUCUCUCUUUGCAAGGCCCGCCCCCUCCCUGCCCAGCCGGAUCAGUGCUUCACAGUUGCUGGUAAAUACAAUGUAGCAGCUUCUCAGGUCACACCACAGGUUAGGGUGUCUUUGUAAUGCUCAAUAAAAUGUGAAUAUUUUGAAAAAAAUGAUUGCUUGGAAUUAUUUUAUUUUUUUUUGCUCUAAUUUUUAAAGUCUGUGAAAUAAUUAAUUAAAACCACUGAUCUGAAA